AUGAUCCCAGCCGUGGUUGCCAAGAUCACAGCCUCCGAUUCUAGUAGCGCCACAGCUGCUGCUACCACUGCCGAUUCUGGUAGUGCCGCAGCCAUUGAUUCUGAAUCCAGCAUACUGCAGGUGAAAGCAUCCUUCUUCACGGUGGUGGGACGAGUUAAGGACAUGUUAGAGGUGUCCAAGGAUGUUAUGUUGCUACUUCGUCUUGUGGACAGUGAUAUACCUGCAAUUGAAAAAAUAUAUAAGUGUAUGAAUAGAUUGGAUGCAAAUUUAGAGGAAGGACAGUCAGAUUAUAGCAGGUACAUGGAACUUUAUCAGAUUAUGUCUAACUGGUGGCAUGAGUAUCACUCGCUCAUGCACUCGGUGGCAUAUAUGCUAGACCCCGAGUUUCAAAAGCAUGAAAAACAUGCUAAUAGAGAAGUCAUGAAGGAUUGGAAUGCUUAUCCAUUGGCCAUGUUUACAUCCAGUGAAAGGGACGUGAUAUGGGAUGAGCUUUUAAUUUAUAGGAGGAUAGGAGGCAUUUUCAACUCGAUUGAUGCUAAAGCUGAUCGCACUAAGAAGGGAGUGGUAUGUUGGUGGGAGGACUAUGGUUAUGAAAUUCCAGCUCUUCAAAAGUUGGCCAUUCAAGUUCUAAGUCAGGCAUGCUUGUCAUCCUUGGUGGAGAGAUUGUUCAGCACUUUCAAGCAUGUGUUUUCAAAGAAGAGGAACAGACUUACUAUGGACAGAACAACAGAUCUAGUUUUUGUGGCUUGCAAUAGUAGGUUGUUAACUUGCAAAAAUGACCAUGACUACAACAAGUUUGUGAGCUACAAAGUACUAGAGAUAAUUCCUCAUCUGGAAGAUGAGCUUGAGUCAAGAGCUCGUCUUCUAGAUGAGGAAUUGUGUCUAGUACUUUGUACUAGAGGAAGAUGGUUAUGA
Messenger RNA from Selaginella moellendorffii, 915 nucleotides. RefSeq lists its product as uncharacterized. Gene Ontology annotation, molecular function: protein dimerization activity. The record is from RefSeq and is a predicted model, not a curated record. Bases 1 to 915 code for a protein of 304 amino acids. The transcript is spliced from 3 exons. NCBI's taxonomy places the organism in Eukaryota, Viridiplantae, Streptophyta, Lycopodiopsida, Selaginellales, Selaginellaceae.